Pygocentrus nattereri (red-bellied piranha) is the source of this 4776-nucleotide messenger RNA. RefSeq names its product tau tubulin kinase 2b (gene ttbk2b). Gene Ontology annotation, cellular component: nucleus; ciliary transition zone; cytoplasm. The coding region runs from base 309 to 3119 and encodes 936 amino acids. The record is from RefSeq and is a predicted model, not a curated record. Gene Ontology annotation, molecular function: protein serine/threonine kinase activity; ATP binding. The transcript is spliced from 15 exons. Lineage: Eukaryota; Metazoa; Chordata; Actinopteri; Characiformes; Serrasalmidae. Gene Ontology annotation, biological process: peptidyl-serine phosphorylation; cilium assembly; signal transduction.
AGCCUGCUAGCUAACUACGGAGCUACUCGGGGGUAAAAACGAUGAGAGGCUACUGAGAAGCAGAGGAUUCGCUCAGUCACAAAAAUCACUGCGUAUUUUUUAUAUGUUGUUACGGAAUGGAAUUAACAUGCCAUCUACCUCUCCAUGCCAUGUGGAGAGCGUAGAAAUGCGUCCUCAGAGCCGCCUCGGGUUUGGAUUACUGCUGCGGCUGCUGGAGAAGAAGGAGACGGUAACCUGUAAGGGGCCUGCAUCACUGAUGCUGAUGCUGAUCACUUCUGGGCGUGCUCAGUCUGUGCUUGAGCACUAAGAUGAGUGGAGCAGGGGAACAGGCUGACAUACUGUCAGUUGGGAACGUGGUCCGGGAACGAUGGAGAGUGAUAAAGAAGAUAGGUGGUGGUGGCUUUGGAGAGAUAUAUGAAGUCUUGGACCAGCUUAGCCAGUGCAAUGUGGCACUUAAAGUAGAAUCUGCCCAGCAGCCCAAACAGGUCCUGAAGAUGGAAGUAGCUGUUCUAAAGAGGCUCCAGGGUAAGGACCAUGUUUGCCGAUUUGUUGGUUGUGGACGCAAUGACCGAUUCAACUAUGUGGUGAUGGAACUUCAGGGAAGGAACUUGGCAGACCUUCGACGCACUAUGACCCACGGUACAUUUUCUGUGUCCACCACACUCAGGCUUGGCCGGCAGAUUCUGGAGGCCAUUGAGAGCAUCCAUUCAGUGGGCUUCCUUCACAGAGACAUAAAACCGUCCAAUUUUGCCAUGGGGCGCUUGGAGACAACUUGCCGAACCUGCUACAUGCUUGAUUUUGGUUUGGCACGCCAGUUCACAAACUCCUGUCAAGAAGUGCGUCCACCUCGUCCAGUGGCAGGAUUCAGGGGAACUGUGCGUUAUGCUUCGAUCAACGCUCACAAGAACAAGGAGAUGGGUCGACAUGAUGACUUGUGGUCUCUCUUUUACAUGCUUGUGGAAUUCAUGGUGGGCCAACUACCUUGGAGAAAAGUCAAGGAUAAAGAGCAAGUAGGUAAUUUGAAAGAGACCUAUGACCAUCGCCUCAUGCUUAAGCACCUUCCUGCAGAAUUUAGCGUUUUUCUUGACCACAUCUCGAACCUCGACUACUUCACUAAACCUGACUAUCAGCUCCUGAUGUCUGUAUUUGAGAACAGUAUGAAGAGUUACAAUGUUGUUGAAAAUGACCCCUAUGACUGGGAGAGACCUGACUCAGAGGAUUCCCUCACAGUUGCAGCUCUUGCAACCACAGCCCAACAGCUGACUCGUCUCACACCAGCAUACAUGGGCAUGGCCAAUGCCUCUGCAAUCCCUGGUGACAUGCAGCGUGAGAAUACAGAGGAUGUCCUUCAGGGCGAGCGGCUCAGUGAAGCGGACAAUUGCCCCCCCAUCCCACCACAGCAUGCUCAGGGAGCUGAUGUAUGGGAGGAGAUGGAGCGCAGUCGAGACCGCAACCGCAAUCAUGUUCAGCCACAGAUCAGAAAGGUGGCUAGUGAAGAGGAGAGGAGUAAAGAGGGCAAUCAGAGCCCCAACAGUGGCUCCAUUCAAGGCUCUCCAAGGCGGGUGCGCUCUGAAACUUUACUCAUUGAUCGUGUGGCUCCGCUGUUGAGGAGGAUACGUCACAGCCAGAGUAUGGGCUUGGACAAGAGACUGACUCCUGAACCCAAACCCACUAUUGAACGCUUCCUGGAGGCCUACUUAGGAAAGCAGCGACCAGGAAUAAUCCAGGACAGAACUGGCUGUCGCAUUGAUCAAGGCUCUUUGGAGGAUGAGGAGGGGGCAGCCAGCAGCGGCUAUGUAGCAGUUAACCUUAGCCCAGUGCCACAGGAAGGGGACUCCCAGGAAUGGGUCCUUGUAGAGCUGGAGGGCGGUAGUGGCUCUGCUGGCUCUAAGCCUGAUGAGGAAGGUUCUGGGGUGUCCCCUCGUUCCUCUAGCCCCCUGGCUCUGCCUCGCACCUGGUCUGACCCCCUGCCCCAGCGGGCUUGCAGCCUUAGCGGAUCUGGGGAGCUCCAUGCAGCUCUCUGUCACACUGGCCCUCCAUUUGCCCGUCUGCCAGGCUUAACUGGAUUGCAAGGCCUAACAGGGUUAUCUGGGGUGACUGGACUGAGGAGGCUACCCACUCUCCAGCCAGCAUCAGUGGUCCACCUUAGCAGAACUCAGCUAGAGCAGUUGUCCAACGCUUUUCCACACUCCGUCCAGCUUCAGCAAAAGUGUGAAAGUGAUCCUGUGCAGGACACUGCAUCAGUCCCUGCAGAAGAGGAACCAAACCAUAUGCCAACAGGUUCACCGUCCAAAACCUCCUCUCAUCCCCCUGAUCACCUCACCUCUGUCAAGGCAACUGAGAAAGACGUGGAGAGUGACUCAGGAUGUCCAGAUGGUGGUGCUUCCACCACUCCGAACCAGGGUGAGACAACAGGAGACACUGUUGAUGCAGCUCCUGCCUCUCCAGUUCCAGCUUCACCUCGGGAGCUGUCUCCUCGGGCUAGCCGCAUUCCGGUCCGCGACCCAGACUCCCCUACCAGGAGAAGUUUUCCUGCCCCCCUCUCUCCGUCCCUUUCAUUGUCUUGCGAGCAUUUCCCCUCAGCACUACUCCGUGACAAGUUCUCCUUCCCCUCUGAGCGAGGUUCUCGUGGCUCUGACUAUCAGGGAGAUGAUCCCCUCUCACUUUCCUCCUCCUCAGGCGCACUCUCCAGCAGGAGUAAGAUACCGAGGCCCAUAAGCCCCACUCUGGUGCCCGAGCAGCUCUCUUCUCGCUUCAUGCCACGACCCCCACCAGGAAAACCACCUCUCCGCCCUGGAGGGGAGAACAGGCGCAGGCGCUACCGUAUUCGAGCUAGUAGCACUAGUGAUGCAGAUCUCCUGGACAACCUGACUCAGUUGAUGCAAGAACGAGGAGGCAUGGCUGCUUCUCGCUACCAGCGUACCACUUCCUCCAUACAGCGCUCGCUAAGCUCCUCCCCUUCUCGCUUCGAGGGAUGCCACAGCCAAUCACCUGUUAGCAUUUCAGGCUCUCCGCCCCCACGGAUCAGUGAAAUACGAGCUAAUCGUGUGGUGGGAUACUGUGCCAAAGGGAGAACUGGAAGCCCAGAGAGCAAGUCCACUACAAAGGUGAACAAAUAAAAUGAACAGUGCUGAAAAGGUUUGUGUUGUGAUGGACCUCAGCUGACUUAUUUUAAAAGAAUCAUACUGUUGCAAGCAGCUUUUCACUGGGUAAGGAGGAGGGUAUUAUAAACAGGUAAUGAUGGAUCUCAUGUAUUCAUAUUAGUUAAAGAAGUAUGGAGCGAAAAAAAAAGAAAGAUUGUUUAGCAGAAAGCCUCAAGUGAUGGUUGAGAUUACUUGAAAGCAUGAUGUAUAUGCCAUUUUAAUCAUACCUCUGGCAUUCACAUGCUCCUCUACACUUCCCCCUUUCUCCUUUCCCCUUGGCAUUCCAUCGCUUGCUUUUAAUGUUUUUUAUCUUUAUGCCUUGUACAUGAAUUGCUCAUGUCUCAUGUAUGGAUUCAGAGAGUCCAUAUAUUUGGUGCCAAUGUAUUUCAAGUUUCUUUCUCUCUCUAAACAUUUCAUGCUUCACAAUUGGUUGUUUACAUUUUAUUAAGCCCAAACCAAUGCCAGAUAUGCAUUUGAAGCCCAAACCUGAUGAAAGUUUAUUUGAUUGUUUAAAAUCUAUGGAUUAAAUACAUACUGUAUUUUCUUUGAGGGAAUGCAUGCUCCAAAAUAAUGAGCACUCCAACCUCAGAUUUGGCUUUGGUUGAUUAAUAUGGAUUUUGCCUCAAUCAUCACCAUCAUCAUUAUUACUAUUUGAAUUUUUCUGUUUACCAUUAUUUUUACGCAACCAUAAUUUGUUGUUGAGUGCAAGCUGGUCUUUUAUUUAGCUCUCAUGUCAAACGGUUGCCAUUCAUGCUAUGUAAAAUUGUAUGUAUAGACAUAUACGGUCUAAGCAAGCAUGUGUACAUAUGUACUUCAGGGAAUGUAUGUAUUGUAAACUAUAUCAUCUAUAGAAUGUAUUUAUUUAUUUAUUAGAUGUGUUAACAAUGACAAUGUAGCUCAACUACUUGCUACUGAGUGACUUUGCCGUCACGUUAUUAAGGGUCAGCAACUUUGCAAUUGCCAAGUAUUAUCUAUUCAAUGCUUGCAGUCUUCUUGUAAAUACCUGCAUCAUUAUUAACAAACUUCUUCAACUGCUGAAUAGCACUGUGGACCCUUCAAACAAACUGUGCAAGUAACUCUUCUCUCAAAAUGAGAAUUGGAACAAAACACUAAGUACUAUAACAAUAUUACUUGAACAAAUCAGUGUAACAUCUAUUUACUAAUCAAAAAAUGGUUCUGUAGUGUCUUGCAUUCUUUUAUACUGAAAGCUGAUUGAAAGGUAAAUGACCCCUGCAGAGGUGCAUGUCAAAUGAUUGUAAUUAUUCUGAACAUCAGAUCAUAACUAGAAAAUUCAGAUUGACCGUAGCAUCAUGUGUUCAUACCACCAUAUCUGAGAACUCUGUGUGUACUGUGUAGUUAGACUAGUGGUUUAGUUCUGGUAAGUCUCUUUUGACCUCUGAAGGUACUUAUUUACAUACAUCAGUAGACACCCACAGUAGUGACAUGGCAUACUAUUUAAGAAAUGUACAGAAUCGAAACUGUAAAUAGAUAUAAAUACAUUAAGGGAAAAACUUCAUGCUUCAUGUAAUGUAUUUUGCUAACAAACAUGGUUGAGUUCUUAAAAAAAGUGUUACUAUGUGGGAAUGUAUGUGUAUUCAUAUAAACAUAAUAAAUUCUGAAGUGCAAGACAUUA